CUAAAGUAGAUGUCAGUAUACGGUGAGCAUUGACUGUGUGAGAGAAAAUGUGGAUCUGUGAGCACUGACCAUGGCCUCGUUCAGAGUGAGAUCACGAUCCUUUUGCAUGAUACUCUGCAACUGCAAAUAUUGAAAUCAUACACCCAUGCGUUCAUUUGUCGCAUUUCCUUUAAAAGCAAUUGGAUCCAAAUUUCAUGAUAUCAUUGACAGUUCUGUGAUUUCAUGAUGGAAAAUGGAAAAAGAAAACAACAACCUUGCUGAUCAAGAUGGUAUUUGGACGUUUCGGCGACUACUCUUUUCUUUUUAAGCUGUGGCAUGACUGAGAUUUUCGGAUUGCCAGAUUUUGCAUUUUUUUUUAAUUCUUUGGGCCUCUUCAUUUUUUCCCCCUUCUUUGGCCACUUAUUUUUUCUUAUUGGGUUUCUCGAUUUCGACAUGCCGAGCUACGCAGAACAAACAGUGGCGUUUUUGGAACGACAUCAACAUGCUGCCAAGCUGACGUUGACCGCGGUCGCAGCAUCGGCUCUGACGGCAGCAGCCAUUCUGAGCGUUCAAGCAUCUCGUCGAAAAUUGCGCACGCGAUCGCUAAAGGAAGAACUCCACGCCGCUCAUUUGCAACAAACCAAACUCACUCCAUUGGGGACUGUGGAACCUUCGCUAGCCAAUGUCGACAGUAACACUUUGAAAGACGUUCAAUAUGACGAAUCAUUGAUUGAAGAACAAUUGGCACGUAACAUUGCUUUUCUCGGUGAAGACGGCGUGAACAAAGUGCGCCAGUCGUUUGUGGUUGUCAUGGGCGCAGGCAGCAUCGGGUCGUGGGCAGCAUUGAUGUUGAUUCGUUCAGGUGUACAAAAUAUCCGUAUUGUCGAUCCCGAGCAAGUCACCCUUGGCACUCUCACACGGCACGCCACAGCCACGCUCGAGGACGUCGGAACCUCCAAAGCCAUGACGCUCAAAAAGCACUUUAAUCAAAUCGCUCCUUUUGUCAAGGUCGACAGUCGAACCGAGGCAUUCACUCUGGCCAAUGCUGAAGAGCUGCUGUCAGGCAAUCCGGAUUUCGUCGUGGAUGCUCUGGACGACGCAAGAUUCAAAGUUCAACUCAUCAAAUACUGUCGCGAUCGUCAAAUUAAUGUCAUGACGACUUCCUCGCCGGGCGCCAAAGCGGAUCCAACUAGAAUUCAGAUCUGUGAUAUCAGUGACACAUUUGAUGAUCCAUUGAUGACUUCUAUCAGAAGGCGUCUUCGAAAAUUGGGCGUGGAUAGAGAAGUGGCUGUCGUUCAUUCGAUUGAGCAAGCAUACCACAUUCACGGACAUUCUCAAGGCAAACGUAUGGAAGAUUUUCCAAUGCGAAAUUUACCCACGCUUGGACCUAUUGCAAGCAUGUUUGGUAUGGCAAUUGCCACGUAUGUGAUCUUGCAAUUAGCCAACUUUACUGCCUAUAAAUUGCCACCCAUGAAGAUCCGCGAAGGCACCUAUGUCCGUAUUCAGAAUGAACUCGCUACGAGAGAAAACAAAGUCUAUGGCAACAGAUCAUGCGAAUUGGAUGUACGCGACGUCGAAUAUAUCCUGCACGAGAUGUGGCAUGAGAAGAGCGUGUUGUCUGGCCCUCAAGACAGAUUGGCGUUUGUACGAUGGGAUCGAAGCAAACCUCUGAGCUAUUUCAAUACAGUAUGCAUGAAUAGGGAUGAAGCGCGAGCUCACGAUGCCUUACCAGCCGAUGCCGACCUCCGACAAACUUACGGACAUGCCGUUGUUGACUUUAUAGAACGACAGAUUGAAAAUGAAAAGCGCUUUCAACAGUCAUGGCAUGAAUAAUCAUAUAAAUUUUAGACCCACAAAGAUAAAAAUUUAGAACCAUCACGGAGAAAGCAUUU
Molecule: messenger RNA, 1871 nt
Organism: Radiomyces spectabilis
Lineage: Eukaryota; Fungi; Mucoromycota; Mucoromycetes; Mucorales; Radiomycetaceae
Exons: 6
Coding region: 316-1812 (498 amino acids)
Biological process (GO): cyclic threonylcarbamoyladenosine biosynthetic process
Cellular component (GO): mitochondrial outer membrane
Molecular function (GO): tRNA threonylcarbamoyladenosine dehydratase activity; ubiquitin-like modifier activating enzyme activity
Source: RefSeq, a predicted model, not a curated record